GGAAGUACCCAACUUGAGCUUGUUGAUCGCUUAUCCGAUGGCUCAGCAUUAACUUGUUGGAUAUAGAUAUUUGACAGGUUUAGUAUUGAACAUGCAGAUAUAAUUUCCUCAAAUAAGUUAAAGUCGAACUAUCCGAAUCUGCUUCUUUUGAAGAGCUCAGCGAUUGUAAUGCUUAAUCGAUAUUUCGGGUGCAAAGUUCCUAGAAUAUAAUUCUAACUGAAUGAGAACAUAAGUAGUAUUUUCAUGUACAGUAAGCCCAAAACCGUCUUUAAGAUCGUCUUGAUCGUCACUUCGAUAAAUUCCUGAUGGAAGUCAGAAGAAGGUGGGAAAAAUCGCAUUUUUAUAUGUUAAGAUUUAAAGCUAUUUUGUAGUAGUUUAUCUCGAAAGUUGUACAAAACAAAAUAAGCGGUUUUCGAAAUAAAUCGUCUUGAAAAAUAUGUCAUGUAGUUAGCAACCCUUACAUUACAAAACAAAAUAUCAAAAUAAAAGACAAAAGAUUACACUAAUAUUAUUAAAAACAAAAAAUGUAUAUUCUCUUUUCAACAUUGUACCGAAAGUGCAAUAGUAAAUUGAUCAGCUGCUCUCUACACCACAAAUCUCGCACAUCGACAACUUCUCUCUGGCUUAAGCAAGCUUACAUUGGUGGCGAAUGGUUGGACGCUGCCAGCGGUGCUACAUUCGAAGUUCGAAAUCCGGCAGAUAUGCAAGUGAUCGGCUGUGUGCCCGACAUGACUGCAGUCGAAGCGCAAAAAGCGAUAGAUGUCGCCACAAGAGCUUUUUACGCGACCGAAUGGAAGUUAAUUACAGCACGUGAGCGCUCGCAGUUGCUGAAGAAUUGGCACAUCUUGAUUUCACAGCAUUGCGCUGAAUUAGCUAACAUUAUCACGGCGGAAUGUGGAAAACCAUUGACCGAGUCACUAUCCGAGGUAGCUUAUGGUCAGUCGUUUGUCGAAUGGUUUGCCGAGGAAGCACGACGCAUUGAUGGCCAACUCAUCGCCAGUUCGGUGAGCAAUCAGGAGCUGCUUGUGCUGCGCGAGCCGCUUGGUGUCGCAGCACUCAUAACACCAUGGAACUUUCCAAUGGCCUUAGUCUUACGCAAAGCAGCAGCCGCUUUGGCGGCCGGCUGCACAGUCGUCGUCAAACCUGACGAAAAUACACCACUUACCUGCUUAGCACUCGCUAAACUUUCCCAAAUGGCCUGUAUACCAGCUGGUGUUUUCAACGUGAUCACCACGAGUGGAGCUCCUGCCAUCGGUGAGCUCUUCUGCCGGAGCCCGCUGGUGUGUGGCAUCUCUUUUACCGGCUCCACCGAAGUUGGCAAACUUUUGUUUCGUGAAUCAGCUGGCUUGCUAAAACGUGUUUCGUUAGAACUCGGCGGUAAUGCACCAUUCAUUGUCUUUGAAUCAGCUGACAUAGCCGAAGCAGUGAAAGGUGCAAUGUUAUCGAAAUUUCGAAACGGCGGACAAACUUGUGUCUCAGCAAACCGUUUUUACAUACAUUCUGCUGUGUAUGAAGACUUUCUGAAACAGUUGCAAGCACAAGUUGAAGCUUUGAAAAUUGGUCCGGGAUACGAUAAAAGUGUGGACAUUGGUCCACUCAUUAAUACAGCACAGCUAAAGCGAAUUGAGGUAUUCAUGAAGGAUGCACUUUCCAGACAUGCAAAGGUAAUAUGCGGUGGUAAACAUUUGCACGAAAUCGGUGAACUCUUCUAUGCACCCACCAUCAUUACCGACGUGGACCGUACAGCACGUAUUUAUCGUGAAGAGAUCUUCGGACCAGUUAUUACAUUGGCAAAGUUUGACACGGAAGACGAAGUUGUAACCAGGGCAAAUAGUUCACGGCGUGGGUUAGCGGGGUACUUCUAUAGUCAAAACUUGCAAGAAGUAUUCAGAGUGGCGCGACGACUUGAGGUUGGCAUUUUGGGCGUUAAUGUAGGACUGGCGUCUCAGGCGGAGGCACCAUUUGGCGGCAUCAAAGAGUCCGGUAUCGGACGUGAGGGAGGACAUUAUGGCAUCGAUGAAUUUACUGAGAUAAAGUAUAUCUGUUUGGGUGGAUUGAAGUACGAAUGAGUGGGAGGUGGGCAAAAUAUCCAUGCUGAAA
This is a messenger RNA of Bactrocera neohumeralis, 2100 nucleotides long. Its product is annotated as succinate-semialdehyde dehydrogenase [NADP(+)] GabD-like. The transcript is spliced from 3 exons. Gene Ontology annotation, molecular function: succinate-semialdehyde dehydrogenase (NAD+) activity. The record is from RefSeq and is a predicted model, not a curated record. Bases 525 to 2069 code for a protein of 514 amino acids. Lineage: Eukaryota; Metazoa; Arthropoda; Insecta; Diptera; Tephritidae.